UUGAAAGAGAAAAUACAAGCUCUGAAAUCAUAUUUCCAAAGUAGUAUUUGUAAUAACUUUGGUGCUGCAUCUUGGAUCUCAAUCAUGGUGUCUUUCUGUCUUUCUCAAUCUUCUGCUGCUGCUUUCUGCGGCUCAAUGACUAACAAAAAGAGUGAUGCAAGGGAUGGAUUGCAUAGCCAAAGGUUAAGCUUGGCGGAAGGAAUGAAUACAAAUAUUGGUAUGGUUUGUUUAAGGCUGCGCAAGGUUCAAAAAUUUGGAACCAUGGUUGCUGUUGUUCCUGGAGAAGGUGAUCAUGACUUGAGCAGCAAUCGAAAGUUGGAUCAUAUGACUGAGCUUUCCAGUGAAAGUCCACCAAUUUCUAUGGGAUUUGCAUUGGAGGAUGAUCAAGGUGAUGACUUUGAUCGUCCAACUCAAGGUUUUCAUUCCAUUCCUGAUGCUAUUGAAGAUAUUCGUCAAGGAAAGAUAGUAAUAGUUGUAGAUGAUAAAGAUAGAGAAAACCAAGGAGAUCUGGUAAUGGCGGCAGAACUAAUGACGCCAGAGGCUAUGGAAUUUAUAGUUAAGUAUGGCUCUGGCCUUGUUUGUGUUAGCAUGCAAGAAGAUGACGUUCAGAGAUUACGACUCCCUCUCAUGGUGCCGACCAAGGAUUACCAGGACAACCUUUGCACAGCAUUUACAGUUUCUGUGGAUGCGAAACAUGGCACAAAACAUGGUGCUUCGAUCAACGAUCGGGUAACCACAGUGAAAGCCCUGGCAUCAAGGGACUCCAAGCACGACGACUUUAAUCGGCCGGGCCAUAUAUUUCCAUUGAAGUAUAGGAAGGGAGGAGUGUUGAAGCGAGCUGGCCACACUGAAGCUUCAGUUGAUCUUGCUGUGUUAGCUGGACUGGAUCCUAUUGCCGUUCUGUGUGAGAUUACAGAUCAUGAUGGCUCCAUGGCCAAAUCUCCCAAACUCCGAGAAUUCGCAGAAAAGUAUAACCUCAAGAUCAUAUGUAUUGCUGAUCUAAUAAGGUUCCGGAGAAAAAGAGUGGAACUAAUCGAAAGCUCUUCAGCAGCAAGGUUGCCUACAACGUGGGGAACGUUCAAAGCUUACUGUUAUAAGUCGCAUUUUGAUGGCAUUGAGCAUGUUGCAAUGGUUAAGGGCGACAUAGGAGACGGACAUGAUGUUCUGGUGAGAGUUCACUCAGAAUGUCUAACAGGAGACAUAUUUGGUUCAGAAAGAUGCGACUGCGGAAACCAGCUUGCACUCGCAAUGAAGAAGAUAGAGGCGGCUGGAAGGGGAGUUGUCGUGUACCUUCGUGGACAUGAAGGUCGGGGAAUAGGUUUAGGGCAUAAGCUUCGUGCGUAUAAUCUUCAGGAUGCUGGUCGAGAUACAGUUGAAGCCAACCUAGAUCUAGGAUUGCCUGUUGACUCGAGAGAGUAUGGGAUCGGUGCACAGAUAUUGAGGGACUUGGGAGUUAGAAGUCUGAAACUGAUGACAAACAACCCAACAAAAUAUAUAGCGUUAAAGGGUUAUGGUCUUACUGUAUCUGGUAGAGUUCCAUUGAUAACUCCUAUAACCAAAGACAAUAAAAAGUAUCUGGAAACCAAGCGUAAGAAGAUGGGUCAUGUCUAUACUCUGGACUUGCAUGAAAAUGGCAAUGGAAGCAGCCCCCAGACUGAAAAUGCUGAAACUACCAACUCGAACACUUCGGCAGACGAUGUUAUUGUUAAUGUAAAGAUGUGAUUCGAUUGGAAUUGUAAAACCCUAAUUGUCUUUUUUUUUUUAAUGUAAUAAUAAUAAUAAUAAGAUUUUAGGAGUUACCGCCAUGUAUUUAUACAACGAAUAAAAUUGUUGAUGCUCCUUCAACCUCUCUCUUGCAUAUCGUGGUUUUUUUUAUACGAAAUUGAUAAAGUAAUUUAUACUCAAACAAAAGGAAUACUUG
This is a messenger RNA of Amaranthus tricolor (Joseph's coat), 1921 nucleotides long. Its product is annotated as bifunctional riboflavin biosynthesis protein RIBA 1, chloroplastic-like. Gene Ontology annotation, biological process: riboflavin biosynthetic process. The transcript has 7 exons. Gene Ontology annotation, cellular component: chloroplast. The record is from RefSeq and is a predicted model, not a curated record. The coding region runs from base 85 to 1722 and encodes 545 amino acids. Gene Ontology annotation, molecular function: 3,4-dihydroxy-2-butanone-4-phosphate synthase activity; GTP cyclohydrolase II activity. Lineage: Eukaryota; Viridiplantae; Streptophyta; Magnoliopsida; Caryophyllales; Amaranthaceae.